Molecule: messenger RNA, 6084 nt
Organism: Boleophthalmus pectinirostris (great blue-spotted mudskipper)
Lineage: Eukaryota; Metazoa; Chordata; Actinopteri; Gobiiformes; Gobiidae
Gene: col4a1
Product: collagen, type IV, alpha 1
Exons: 52
Coding region: 284-5200 (1638 amino acids)
Cellular component (GO): basement membrane; collagen trimer
Molecular function (GO): extracellular matrix structural constituent
Source: RefSeq, a predicted model, not a curated record
GUCCUUCUUCUUACCCCGAAAAAGUAAAGUGUUUGAAAGUUUGUGCUCUUUAGGAUGGGCGAGGGUGGUCUUCUUUGGGGAGGAGGGGGGUGUGGUGCAGUAAGAAACGAGACCAACUUGCAUUGAUCAGACGCUCACAUCGUCCCGGACAAAGAUGCAGACAACGGCGCUGUCCCUUUCGCGAACAUAAACUUUUGGUUAACUUUGGAAACCAGAGAAAAGAGCAGGAGCGGUGCGUCAACAGGUGGUUACGCGGAGACAGGGUGCUGCAGACGCCGCUACGAUGCUGCUACCGUGCGCUGCCCUGGUCAUCCUGGCUUUCAGCUUUGAUCUCUCAAACGCAGAGGGCUGUGGGACAUCUUGUGGAAAAUGUGACUGCAGUGGUGUAAAAGGAGCAAAGGGUGAACGUGGGUUUCCUGGACUUCAGGGUAACAUGGGUUUUCCAGGAAUGCAUGGACCUGAGGGGCCAGCAGGGCCAAUGGGCCCAAAGGGAGAUACUGGCGAGCUGGGAUCCCCUGGACUUAAAGGAGUUCGAGGCCCUCCUGGUUUACCAGGUUUUCCAGGGAACCCUGGAUUGCCAGGUAUUAAUGGAAAUGAUGGCCCACCCGGUGCCCCAGGUAUCCCAGGAUGCAAUGGGACAAAAGGAGAAAUAGGCAGAGAUGGUACCCCUGGUUUUCCUGGACUUCAAGGACCUCCGGGUAUCCCAGGAAUACCAGGAAUGAAGGGCGACCCUGGUGGUGUUCUCGGGAUAGUUCCGCUCAAAGGGGACAGAGGAUUCCCUGGUACUCCUGGCCUUCCUGGCCCUACGGGACCACCUGGACGCACUGGACCCAGUGGACCUCGAGGGGAUCAAGGACCAAAAGGUGAUCCUGGCCCUCCCGGUCUCCCAGGAGAAAAAGCAGACAAGCUGUCGUUUGUGAGUCAGAAAGGAGACAAGGGUGACCGGGGACUGCGUGGCCCUCCUGGCCCACCAGGCCCAUACACUGGUCUCGAAGGAUCUACCACAGUCUACAUUCCUGGUCCACAGGGCAACAGGGGAUUCCCAGGAGAGAAAGGAGAGAAGGGCUUCUGUAUACCACAUCUUGAUGGGGUCAAAGGUGAAGCUGGCCCACCUGGAUCAAGGGGAAAACCUGGCAAAGAUGGAGAUCCUGGGUUAAAGGGAGAAAAAGGUUUUACCGGAGCUCCUGGACGAGAUGGCUUAUCGGGUGAAAAGGGAGAGAGAGGACCCCCAGGUUAUGGUAGUGGAGCUCCUGGCCCUCCAGGGCCUCGUGGUCUCCCAGGACUGGAAGGAGAGAAAGGUUUUCCUGGUCCCCAAGGAGAACCUGGCCCGCCAGGACGUCACAUUGAGGGACCAAGAGGAGAGAAGGGUCUUAAGGGAUAUCCUGGUGAAAAAGGACUCCCAGGAUUAGAUGGAGUAUCUAUGAUUGGGCCUCCCGGAGAACCAGGACCACGUGGAGAAACUGGAGCUCCUGGACCUAUAGGCAAUAUUUAUGAGUGCAACAUCCAAAAGGGGCCUCCAGGCCCACCUGGACCCCCAGGUCUGCAGGGAGAGCUGGGACAGAAAGGUGACAAAGGAGAUACUUGUGUCCUGUGUGAGGGUCAGGUGGCCCCUGGUUUACCAGGCCCUACUGGCCAGAAAGGAGAGCGAGGACCUCCUGGUGCAGUUGGUGGCAAAGGUGAAAAGGGUGAACCUGGAGUGACUGGAACCCCUGGCAGACCUGGAACCCAAGGCGUCCCUGGAUUAAGAGGGUCUCCUGGUGCUGUCGGUGAACCUGGGGACAUCAUUGUGGCUCCGGGUCUGAAGGGAGAGAAGGGACUGCCAGGUACACCUGGCUCUCCAGGAAGGCCUGGGCUUGACGGACUACCUGGUCGAGAUGGCCUGCCAGGGACACCUGGUCUCAAAGGAGAACCUGCUAAAGAAGGCAUCAAGGGUGAGCGAGGACCAGAUGGAGACCCUGGUCUUAUUGGACCUCCUGGGGAGAGAGGUCCACCUGGAGUCCCAGGGUUUGGCCGUCCAGGUGAACCUGGAGAAAAGGGAACUUCAGGCAAUCCAGGUCUUCCUGGAGCUCCUGGACCACCUGGUAGCAAAGGUGAGCCAGGCCAGGGCAUAAGUACCCCAGGACCUCAAGGUGCUCCAGGGCCACGUGGAGAACCUGGUUUACCUGGACUUCAAGGGGACAGGGGACCUCAAGGAGACCAAGGGGCACCAGGUUUCCCUGGUCAAAAGGGUGAUCCAGGAUCUCCAGGAAUUGGAAUGCCUGGACCCACUGGUGCCAAAGGAAUCAGUGGAAUUCCAGGAGCUCCAGGAAUACCAGGAGAACCAGGAAAACCAGGUCGUGAUGGUCUUACGGGACAACCAGGUCCACCAGGUCAAAAGGGUGAACCAGGCCGUGGUCUGCCAGGGCCUAAAGGUUCUCAGGGUCCCGCUGGAUUCCCUGGUUUCCAAGGUGAGAAAGGUAGUAAUGGACUUCCCGGCAUCCCUGGAAGAGAGGGUCCAACUGGUCCACCAGGCCCUCAGGGAAUUAAAGGUGAUGUGGGUCCCCCUGGUCCACCUGGACAGUUGGGGACACCUGGUCCACCUGGCAAAGGAACCCCUGGAGCCCCUGGACCACAAGGACCACCUGGAGAGCCAGGCCCAUCAGGUAGAGAAGGAGUUAAAGGGGAAAAGGGCUUCCCAGGACCUCCUGGUUUAGACAUGCCUGGACCUCAAGGUGAGAAAGGAGCACCGGGUUUUCCAGGGUCACCUGGCUCCAAAGGCCUUCCAGGUCCUCCAGGUUUAACAGGCAGAGAUGGACUUCCGGGAAGUCAAGGGUCCAAGGGUGAAAUGGGAGUUAUAGGGACACCCGGAGUGCCAGGCUUCCCUGGAUCGCCAGGUGUACGUGGAUCUCCUGGUCUGAGAGGUGAUCCGGGUUUUACUGGGCCCAGAGGUGAUAUAGGAGAGCCUGGACCGAAAGGUGAAAGAGGAGAGCAGGGUCUUCAGGGACCACCAGGAAAUAUGUCUGUAGUGGACAUGGAGCACAUGAAGGGAGAUAAAGGAGACCCUGGAGACCCAGGAAAUCCUGGUGCUAGUGGACCGAAAGGAAUCAGAGGAAUGCCUGGAGACCCUGGUAUGCCAGGGAAAGACGGAGAGCCUGGUUUACCUGGACAUUCAGGUGACAAAGGAGACCAAGGAAUUCCUGGGGAGCCUGGCAGCAUAGGAACACCUGGGCAAAAAGGAACUGUAGGAGAAAUGGGUAUACCAGGUCCUGUUGGUCCGAAGGGCACAAAGGGUGACGUGGGUACACCAGGUCAUCCAGGGUUUAGAGGUCAAGAUGGACAAAAGGGAGAUGAAGGUGUACCUGGUGAACCUGGUAUUGGCGUCCCUGGACAUCCAGGAGAAAAGGGUCCACCAGGCCAGCCAGGAUUCCCAGGAAUUGCUGGAGAGAAGGGUCAGAAGGGUCAAAUGGGAAUGCCAGGCCAACCGGGUCUACAGGGCACAAAGGGAGAGAAGGGCACCAUUGGAUUUCCUGGUCAGCCAGGGAUACCUGGAGAAAAGGGUACUUCAGGGUUGCCCGGCUCUCAGGGAGAAACAGGACUCGAUGGCCGACCAGGUGAGCCUGGUCUUUUGGGCCCCCCCGGUCCCCCUGGUGAGAAAGGAGACCCAGGAGUCGAUGGGAUCCCUGGAUCCUCUGGAGAGAGGGGAGAACCAGGUACACCUGGACAAGGCUUCCCCGGGAAACCAGGUGCAGCCGGCAUCAAAGGUGAUAAAGGAAGCCCUGGUUUUCCUGGCACUCCUGGGCAUCCAGGUGUCCCUGGGGUCAAAGGUGAUAAAGGCUUUCAAGGCCCACUAGGUCCUCAGGGAGAACCAGGAGAGCGGGGACUGCCAGGGGUCUCUUUGGAAGGCCCUAAGGGAGAUAAGGGAGACAGUGGACAACCAGGGGACCCAGGACCCCCUGGUGUCCCUGGCAUUACUGGAGUCCCAGGAAGAGAUGGACUAAAAGGGGAUAAAGGAGACCAGGGUCGCCCAGGAUUUCAAGGCGAGACAGGGCCGAAGGGUGACUUUGGGACUCCUGGCCUUCCUGGUCAACCAGGUCUUCCAGGUGUUGAUGGACAUAAAGGAGAAAGGGGGCAACAGGGCGCCCCAGGUUUUAGAGGUGAAAAGGGUCCUGUGGGAGAAAUUGGCUACAAAGGAGAGCUUGGAGACAGUGGAUUCCCUGGGGACAAGGGUAAUCAAGGCCCCCCUGGUCCUCCUGGCCCCCACACUUUCAUCAAAGGAGACAUGGGGCCACCUGGAAGCCAGGGUUUUCCUGGACCAAAAGGAUCCAUUGGAAAUAUAGGACCAAAGGGUCUACAAGGUAUCACUGGCAUCCCAGGGCCAAAAGGUGAAGAUGGCCUCCCGGGUUACAAUGGUCAGCCUGGGGCCAAAGGAGAGCCAGGCCUUCCUGGACCGCAAGGAACAAGAGGAUUUCCAGGACCUCCUGGGCCUGAUGGUGUGCCAGGUCAAGUAGGUCCACCUGGACCCUCUUCCAUGUAUCAUGGGUUUUUGGUUACCCGACAUAGCCAGUCUGUGGAGGUCCCAGUGUGUCCCGAAGGAACGUCACCGAUUUAUGACGGCUACUCCCUGCUUUAUGUGCAGGGCAACGAGCGCUCUCAUGGACAAGACCUGGGUACGGCGGGGAGCUGUCUCAGAAAGUUCAGCCCAAUGCCAUUUUUGUUUUGUAACAUCAACAAUGUGUGUAAUUUUGCCUCCCGAAAUGACUACUCAUACUGGCUCACCUCGCCUGAGCCGAUGCCCAUGAGCAUGGCUCCGAUCACAGGGCAAAGCAUUAAGCCUUUCAUCAGCAGGUGCACUGUGUGUGAAGCCCCAGCCAUGGUCAUAGCUGUUCAUAGUCAGACCAUUAUGAUCCCACCCUGUCCAAAUGGGUGGGAUUCUCUGUGGAUUGGUUACUCUUUUGUCAUGCACACGAGUGCUGGUGCAGAGGGGUCUGGUCAGGCUCUGGCCUCUCCUGGUUCUUGUCUUGAGGAGUUCCGCAGUGCUCCAUUCAUUGAGUGCCAUGGCCGGGGAACCUGUAACUACUAUGCAAACUCCUACAGCUUUUGGCUUGCCACCAUAGAAGACAGCGAGAUGUUCACGAAACCUGUUCCAACAACGCUAAAGGCUGGGAGUCUACGUACACACAUCAGCCGUUGUCAGGUGUGCCUGAAGAGGACAUUGGCCUAGUGCUACAGCUUUAGAUUCCUGCUUCAUGUGGCUCCUGUCUCCAGAAGAUGGUGCUAUUUCACAGUCAAUGAAACAGAACAGGGACAGAGACAUGGCUUGGAGAACAGCUGGAAGUUUGAACCAAAAACAAUGAGACAAAACCUUUUUCCAGAACUUGUGUUGAAAGACUGGCGCCGGGUUUACCACUGCACUGAAUACACUUAUGAACUGGUAAACCUGUGUCCUUUUGAUAUGCUUUUGUCUGGUGCUAAUCAGUCUCACUUCUAUGCCUUCAUUACACGUCCAGCAAGGAUAUAAUAAUCUUUUAUCGUCACAUUUUUGUAAACAAUGGGACUUACCACUGGUGUUAUGCUAAUGCACACUAUGCCCAAUAACUACAGCUAUGUAUGUGUCACUCUGUAAAUAUGAUGAAUUUCUUACUACAUAGUCCUCAGGUUAUCAUGGAAAUUGUCUUUGUGUGGUUACUUUAUUUAUAAGAGUUAUAAAAAUACUUAUGGUGUAUCAAAACAGUGUUCUUCUGACCACCAAGCAGAUACUUACAACAGGAAACAGCACUGAAACUGAAUUGGCAGGUGUGUGACUGAACUUAAGAAUGUAUGAGUGAACUAUGUUAUGAGUGCCUGCUAUGUUAUGUUGAAUUGACCCAAAAUGUACAUGUACCAUUUUGAUCCCCCCCAAACACAUGUAUAUACUGUUGUUAAUGUUAUAAUGCUUUUGUACUAGAUUUAUCCAAUUUCCAUUGUUUUGUUGUUUCUAUCACAUACAGAAACAUGAAGAGUACUAUUUAAACACCAAACAUUCAUUCCCUCCCUUGUAUGUUUUGCCAAUCCAUUGUGUGAAUUUCUUUCAAUAAAGUGAUUUGUAGAUACUUUUAACAAAUUUUA